AUGGAAUCUUUGGCAACAACCAUUCGUUUCGUCACGCUGAACUGCCAAAAACUAUCAAGUGAGCUCCAACAAGCCGCCCUGUCUAGGCUUCUGCGAUAUCUCUGUGUGCCUUUUGCUGCACUGCAGGAAACACACAUGAGAGAUCGAACCGUCAUCAGCAUCGAAAAUUACACCACAUUCCGCUUCGAUGCUGAUGAAAACAAAGUAGAUGGCUGCGCGAUAGCUGCGAGGAACGAUUACAACAACCUGGUGGAAGAAUUUGGCAUUUCGAUCAGCAUUCCGAUGUGCCAGGAAAAUGGUAUUAUCCAGCGGAGCGCACGUCGGACAACGGUGACCGUCUUGUCGACUUAUGCGAACCUCAUCAGACGGUCCUCAUCAUCGCUUCCACGUUUAGGAGGAAUCAUCGACCGAUCAUCGAUCUGA
Molecule: messenger RNA, 423 nt
Organism: Necator americanus (New World hookworm)
Lineage: Eukaryota; Metazoa; Nematoda; Chromadorea; Rhabditida; Ancylostomatidae
Exons: 1
Coding region: 1-423 (140 amino acids)
Source: RefSeq, a predicted model, not a curated record